Messenger RNA from Amborella trichopoda, 3060 nucleotides. Its product is annotated as integrator complex subunit. Gene Ontology annotation, cellular component: integrator complex. The record is from RefSeq and is a predicted model, not a curated record. Lineage: Eukaryota; Viridiplantae; Streptophyta; Magnoliopsida; Amborellales; Amborellaceae. Gene Ontology annotation, biological process: snRNA 3'-end processing.
CAAAAUUUAGAGGUGCAACUUACCUCUACAAUACAAAAGGAGGGUCGCAAACUUUCACCCUUUCGAUGUUCUCCCAUUUUGAAGUAGAAAAUACGAAAGGAUGGCGUUCACUUCAGAGAGAGAGAGCGUCGUUGGGGGUUUAAGAGAGAGAAGCUCGACGAAAAGCUUUUUCAAUCUGUUCUGUGGGGCUUCAGCUCGUCUCAAAUUUGGUUCGGAAUGAAGCUUGGUUCGGAAUGAAGCUUACGUGCCUCAACCAGGGCAAGGGAUUUUACUUCCCACCAUGCCAUAUGCUUCAUAUUUGUGGGGUUCAGAUUUUAUUGGAGUUUCCACUUGAUUUAUCGGCCACUAGCGUGUUUUCCCCUAUCAAUAUCGGUCGAGCGCCCACUCGAGACGAUUCAUCUCCGGGGAAAGUUUUGAAGCUAUGCAAGAGGAGAAAGAUUGAUAGUGAAGAAGAACCUAAAUUUGACGAAACUACGGAUUCUAAUGACGCUUUUGAAGUUUUGAAAGGAAGUGAAUUAAUUUGUGCUGAACCCUGGUAUAAAACUGCUUGUUUGCAUCAAUGGGAUAUUUCAAUGAUCGAUGUGGUUUUAGUAUCGAGCCCCUUGGGCAUGCUUGGUUUGCCCUUCCUAACACGUGACAAGAGGUUCUCGGGCAAGGUUUAUGCAACAAUGCCUGUUGCAAAGCUUGGACAAUUGAUGAUGGAGGAGCUUGUUUCGAUGCAUGAAGAGUUCAGGCAACUUUAUGGCCCCCAGGAGCCUGGUUGCCCUCAUUGGAUGUGUAGUGAGGGACUUGAUUUACUACCCAAAGCAUUGAGAGAGAUUGUGGCUGGGAUGAAUGGCUUGGAUCUUGUGAAUUGGCAGUGCUUGUACAGUGCAGCGGAUGUCAAGGUUUGCUUGAAGAAGGUCCAUACUCUUAGAUAUGCUGAGGAAGUUUGCUAUGAUAACACUUUAAUAAUUAAGCCAUUCAGCUCUGGAUUAGAGAUAGGCUCUUCAAAUUGGAGAAUAAGUGGGCCAAGGAGAAACUUAAUGUACCUGACAAGCUCUGUCUUUGAAUCUGAUCACACAAUGGAUUUCGAUUAUAGAUCACUUCAGGGAAGUGAUGUAAUUUUAUUUUCAGAUUGCUCAUAUGUCCAUAAUACGGAGUAUAAAGUGCCUUGCACUUCCAGUGCCUCUCUAAGCAGUGAUUGUUAUUCUGACCGGGCCAAUAAUGCUGCUGAACUUUUAUCUGAUAAUAGUGAGAGCUUGAAAGAGAUGCAGAAAAUUGGCUUUAUAUGCUCAUGUGCAGUAAACUCUGUUAAAGCAGGAGGUUGUGUUUUAAUAUCAAUUGGCAGAAUAGGAUCUUCCCUUGUGCUUUUAGAACAGUUAUCACUAAUGCUGGACUCUUCAGACCUUAAGGCUGCAACCUCUUGGCAUAGUGCUGAGCAUAAAGGUUGUGGCACUAACGUCCAAUAUUCGAGUUCCAGUUUACCAGACCCUAUAGUUGUGGGCCCUUUGCCGUGCCUGAAACACGUCUCCAAUAAGAAUAUUCCAAUAUUUUUAUUGUCAACCAGUGCUGAAGAAAUGUUGGCAUUUUCUAAUGUUAUUCCAGAAUGGCUUUGCAAUCAGCGUCAACAGAAGUUGUAUUCUGGUGAGGCAUUAUUUAGUCACACAGAGCUCCUAGGUGCAAAAAAGAUUCAUGUGUUCCCUGGAGUUGAUUCUCCUGGUCUAAUAAACGCAUGGCAGGAACCUUGCAUAGUAUUCUCCCCACAUUGGAAUCUGCGGAUUGGUCCAGUUGUUCAUUUACUUCGACGUUGGCGGGGGAAUGAAAAAUGUUUGCUUGUUAUAGAGCAUAUGAUGGAUACUGAUAUAGCCCUCUUGCCUUUCAAGCCUUUAGCGAUGAAGGUCCUCCAAUGUUCUUUUUUGUCUGGCAUAAGGUUGGACAAAGUUCAGCCGUUAAUGGAAAAGUUACAGCCAAAGAUUGUGCUGUAUCCAGAGGAUUCUAGAAUAAGGGUUUUGCCUGAUGACCGAAAUCUCUAUACGAUCCUAUACUACACCAAAAAUGAAACUGUGAGGAUCCCAUGCCUUAGAAAUGAGAUUGAAGCUGAACUAUCAAAAGACCUAGCCAUUGGGCUUAAGCCCAAACUACUGAAAAAUGGAAGCAUGGCCAUAGCAAGGGUCAAAGGCAAGAUAAAUCUAAAUCUUGGAAGACAUCUAUUAGGGCCAGUUCCAGAACCUUCCAGGACAUUUCAACACGAGGACGAGAAGGACUUGAUGGAUGUAGUUUCAGUUGAGAAUUCCAGAAUCUUCCAGAGAAGAGGUGACCUUCCGGUUCUGGCAGAAAAAUCUUCUAGAAUCUUCCAUAAUCGGGUAGUACACUGGGGUUCUAUGGAUCCAAGUAUGUUAUUAGUGGCCUUGGAAGAAAGGGGCAUUAAUGGCACUUUAGUAAAACAUGAAACUAGUUCUGGGUUUUCUUGCAAGAUACAUGUAAGUGAACCCAACAAGGCUGUUAUAGAUAUUAGUGGGAGCAGUAGUGUAAUUAGCACAGGUGAUGAAUCUUUGGGUGCCCUUAUACUUGAAGCGGUGAGUAGUACUCUGGAUUCUAUAUGAGCUGCUAGGUGAUAAAGAAGUCUUUUAUGAAAAUUAUUUGCAUUAGUUGAUGACCACUUCACCUAAUGGUUCGUAGAUAGUGGGCUUCGAUCUUCUCUUCCAGCCAGUGUUGAAAAUUACAGGCUUGGGCUCGUGAGGGUCCCACAGCUCCAGCACUUGCUUAGCCGGCUGGUGAUUUUCACACAAAGAAACUAAGGUUGGAGCAGGGGCUCGGGCAAGUAGUGGCCACAGUUUUGCCUCCAGAAAUGCCAAGGCACUGAUCUAAGCCUGGGCGAGUCCCUGAUUUUUUAUUUUAUUUUAUUUUUUACACUUCUCCCAGCUGAUUUUUAUUUGAUUAGUCUAUCUCUCUGUCUAUCUGGGAAGGUUCAUAAGUUUUUUUUUUUUCUUUCUAAUUUGUUGCUUAUGGUACAUCGAUCCAGUUGAGAAAUUAGAUGGCAAAAAAUUGUCAUAUUUAAUCCGAAAUGAGAUACUAAUA